Messenger RNA from Daldinia caldariorum, 1796 nucleotides. RefSeq lists its product as uncharacterized. Lineage: Eukaryota; Fungi; Ascomycota; Sordariomycetes; Xylariales; Hypoxylaceae. The coding region runs from base 147 to 1454 and encodes 435 amino acids. The record is from RefSeq and is a predicted model, not a curated record. The transcript has a single exon.
UUGCGCUUAUCGCAAACCUUCUCACUUUCAAAGUGACGAUAUCGACUUCACUACGGUUUACUUCGUACACAUACUUAGCAUAAAAACGCCGAAGUCGAACAUAUAUGGGAUUAAACCCAACUUCCAUCGGGAAAUAAAACCUCAAGAUGGUGGUCCGAACACCUUCGCUCAACUCGCUCAAAAAUAUCCUCCCCUCGAUACAUCAUCCCUUACCGUUGACCCCUCGCGAAUCCCAGUCCUUACUCAAUUCCAUCACAAAGUCCUUCCGGAAGAACCUCGAUAAGGAACACCCCUGGGGAUAUCCCGAUGAUAUAACACCGUGGGAAAAAACUAAAAUAAACAAACUUGCCUCUGCGAAAUCCGUUUCCUCUUCGCCUUCUUCUUCUUCUUCUUCUUCUUCUUCUUCUUCUUCUUCUUCUUCUUCUUCUUCCCUAGAUAAUAAUAAUAAUACCCUGGGUCAUCAACGUCCGACGGAUCGACACUUACGCGCCAUCCUUUCCAACCCCCUCUUCUCCCACCAGGCCCAACAGGACGAACAGAAACCACCCUCCGCACCCAGAGACCCCUUCCAUGUCUUCGAUUCCGCCGUGUCGCGGGGCCUUAUGACCCCGCGACGUGCCGCAGGCUUCCUCAUCAAGGUGCGCUCUCAGAUCAAGAGCAAAUCGGAUGACGACAUCCGGCGGGCUAUGGCCGAGUCUCAAGCUGGGCUGCGGGUGGUGCAGUGGCUCCGGGCCUCCGGCCUAGAAACGAGCCAGCAGUUCCUUUCCAACCCGUCCUUGUUCACAACUCUAAUACCGUUCAUGUAUGCCGAAGGUCUGGAGGAGGUAGCUUGGGCGUGGGUGACGCGUAUGGCUGCAGGUGAAGAGGCGGACGACGUAGAAAAUCAUCGUAUGUUUGCUCUAUCUAGCCUGCUGGUUGCUAUCCUGAAGCAGGUCGGCACUACGUAUUCCGGGGUGAAGGUCAGCCUCGACAAGCCGUAUGAGACUAUCAUACGUAGCAACGAUAUAUUGCCUAAAGACGACAGCGUAGCAUUCAGAUGUCUUCGAUACGCGUGGAUUCGCAUGUCUUGGAGUUCUACGGUGUUCGCCUCGGAAUGGCCGAAGCCCUCGGCGCCCCUCUUCGAAUCGUACGUCGACAUAGGACGCCCGUUGAAGGUGCACCUGGAUCUGGCACAUUUAGGGCUCCACCAUCCCGUUGAUCCCGACCAUUCCGCCGCUGUCCAAUUCUUACACGGCACUUCGAGCCCCAAAGAACUUUCGCCGUCUCAGAGGAGACGGGUUCUUUGCUUGGCCCUAGAUACGGCUGAUCGGCUGAAAGAAAUCGGAGAUGCCGACGAGCUCUCCUGGGUCGAGCAUUUCUUGCUAAAGAUGAUGAACGAAUUGAACUUUGACAUUUUCAACGCGCCCGAAAAGGACUUGAUCGCGUCUACGGUCCCUAUAUAUCAAAUGAUAUAAGAGACAUGGAGUCGAUAUGUAAAUAUAAGAACGGCCAUAGCAUCUUUCGGCUAUAUUUUACGGGAAAGGAAAUCCAGGUUGGACCGGCGUUUCGAGGGCAUGGGACGGCAUGUUUCUCUAUACCGAACUUCAUCCAAUAGAAUGGAAAUCGAAGUUCACAAAGCAGGUUUGGGAUAACAUAUCAAUAUAUCAACAAAUUUACUCUUGUAGAUCUGAAUUCCUUUCGUUAGACGUAUACCAAUCGGCUGCUAUAUAUUCCUACAUUAGGUUGGGUACCUGUUACCAUAUUUCUAAACUUCGUCGAAGUCUGGGUAUCGUACAAUCAUUCAACAAAACGAAAGC